UCGAAUUAUCUUUAACAUUUGAUAAACUUUUGACCAAGAAAUGUUUAUUAAUCUCGUUUUAUAUUAUCAAAGUAUCAGUAAUUAUGUUUGAUAGGGAAGAUGUACUCUAUUCUCUCUUUCUCGACCCUGAUCUGGUCAGUAAUUCAGUUAAUCAAUGAAGGAUAAUCAGAGGCCAACACCGGAGGUUACCUGAAGGAGUACACGCCGAGGUCCUCCCCUCCCGACGCUACACACCAACACACUCUUCGAUGUGAAAGACGGCGUUGCAAUCUUACCUGUUAGAGGAAGAAUGGCUGGGCUGGAGCUAGUCUUGUGUCUGCUGGUGGUCAGCAUCUUGUGGGGAGUGACUAACCCCCUGCUGAAGCGGGCAAGUGUUGGUAUUGAGGAUAUACAAAUGUCAAAUCCUCUUUUGCAGACCUUGUAUGAAGUGAAGUUCCUUGCCAGUCGGUUUAGUUAUGUGUUUCCAUUCCUGCUGAACCAACUAGGCAGUGUGCUCUUUGUAUAUCUGCUUGGUGCAGCAGACCUGUCUCUUGCAGUCCCUAUAAGUAACAGCCUUACUUUCCUUGUUACUACUGUAGCAGGUCACUGUCUAGGGGAGGAGACCACAAGUAGAAUGACUUGGGUUGGAGCAGGUUUAGUGUGUGCUGGUGUUACAUUGUGUGUAGCAGAUAAAGCCCAGUAGUAGAAUGGUUGUGAUUCUUGUGUAUAUAUUGUCAAAAGUGAAAUUUGAAGUUUAGAAAUGUUUGGCAGAUAUGAACGUAGAUUGUAAUAGACUUAGAUUUUAAAAAAGUAGAAAGAUGGUGCUGGUGUAAAUAUGAGUAGGGACUGGCUAGUACAAGAGAUGAAAUUAGUGAACUAAAUACUGUUCAUGGACUGAAAUUUGGUUAGGAAUUUUUGAAACUGUUUGAUAAGUUUUGAUAAAUUUUGUUGAUUCAUUUGAAAUGCAAUAUUUUCAGGGAUAAAAAAAAAUGUAUUAGAUAUUUUUAUGGGAAGGAAAAAACAGUUGCUUUCAGUCCCAUGUAUGAGAAGUAAUAUACUCAUUAUUUGUUAUCACUACUGAUGAAUCAUGUAAUAUGUUUCAUUUAGUGUUUGGUGAAUAGUUGAUGUUUGUGAUAUGAAUUUUCUGUGAACUGUUCCUGUUCGGUGUUUCAGUAUGUGUAAUAUUAUUUAGUAUAAUAUGUUACACACAAUGUUUGUACCUUGUUAUGCAUACAUAAGUAAUAAGGGUUUUGCUCUGAGCACCAUUUGAUUCUCAUGAUGUUAUUUAUUAUUUAAGCCUUUGUAUAUUGCUAUAUUUUGUUAUAAUACUCAAUGAAGUUAUAUUGUUGAUCCAACAGAAUAUAUUUCACAGUAAGUUGGGUAAAUAGGGGUGAGUUUGUCAACAUCAUUGUUGUUAAAUAAAUGGUAUCAGAUGAAA
Messenger RNA from Penaeus vannamei (Pacific white shrimp), 1417 nucleotides. RefSeq names its product transmembrane protein 234 homolog. The record is from RefSeq and is a predicted model, not a curated record. NCBI's taxonomy places the organism in Eukaryota, Metazoa, Arthropoda, Malacostraca, Decapoda, Penaeidae.